Molecule: messenger RNA, 833 nt
Organism: Lolium rigidum
Lineage: Eukaryota; Viridiplantae; Streptophyta; Magnoliopsida; Poales; Poaceae
Product: protein SODIUM POTASSIUM ROOT DEFECTIVE 2-like
Exons: 3
Coding region: 212-829 (205 amino acids)
Molecular function (GO): metal ion binding
Source: RefSeq, a predicted model, not a curated record
ACAGAGCUCUAAUAAUUAUUAAUUUACCUACGAAAAAUACAUUAUAGCAUUCCUGAACAGAGCUAGUACAAGCAGAGCAUUGCGUGGUGGUCUCCUAUAAAAGUAUUUUCCUCUCACUCCAUCACUACACUGCGCUGCACCACCACCAUAUCCAAAAUAGCUCGGCUCAGCUCAACCUGCCACUGACUCACUGGUGGUCACAGAGCGCACCAUGGCUCCCUUGCUGUUCAAGGACAUGCGAAGCCUGUCGUGCUCGUCGCCGGCGUCCACCGCCAUAUGCCCGAGCCUGGAGCGGCAGCCGAUGGUCCGGCCACACAAGGCCGCCGCCAGCCCGCUUUGCCAGGUUCCCACGGAGCCCAGAACCCACAGGCAAGAUGGCAAUAAGAAGGGGCAGCACCACAAGGCUGUCGUUGAUAAUGGCGAGCUCGUCAGCCCUGCCGGAUCGUCCAGGUACCUGCUGAGCGGCUGUGCCAGCGGCGCCGGUGCCGGGGAGAUCCAGGAGGUGGUGGCGGCGGCGGUUGUCCCUGUCGCCCCGGUUGGUGAUGUCACAAGGCCAAGGGAGGAGCCAGCUGCUGAUGUGAAGAACGCCAACACGGAGGAGCAGGUAGUUGUUCUGAAGGUGUCCCUGCAUUGCAAGGCAUGCGCGGGCAAGGUGAAGAAGCACCUCUCCAAGAUGGAAGGGGUGAGGACGUUCAGCAUCGACUUCGCGGCGAAGAAGGUGACGGUGGUCGGCGACGUGACCCCGCUCGGCGUCCUCACAAGCGUCUCCAAGGUCAAGAACGCCCAGAUCUGGGCGCAGCCGCCGCCGCAGCCCGCCAUCGCCGCCUAGCUGA